Molecule: messenger RNA, 5662 nt
Organism: Myxocyprinus asiaticus (Chinese sucker)
Lineage: Eukaryota; Metazoa; Chordata; Actinopteri; Cypriniformes; Catostomidae
Product: sodium- and chloride-dependent GABA transporter 2-like
Exons: 14
Coding region: 303-2111 (602 amino acids)
Biological process (GO): sodium ion transmembrane transport
Cellular component (GO): membrane
Source: RefSeq, a predicted model, not a curated record
CUAAAUGGUAGCAGCAGUUGGCUGCAGGGUUACAUUUGUUUAGUCAAACCAUAUAUGUUUAGUUAUUGCUAUUUGAAAUACAGAUAUUCCCUGAGGCUCAGCUUCCCAUUAUAUAACAUGAUGGAUUUUAUAAGCUUGUGUGUGGCCCAGUGACUUAUUUGUUUCUCAAAUUAUGCCUUCUUGGAGGAUCAGUCAAUGAGUAGCUUUACAUGAUAAGAAUUCUGUACAUUCUCUAUCACUGUGGAAUUAGAGCAGUCUGGACAGCGGAGUCAAGAGAGAACUGGUGAAAACUGUGAGAAGGUAUGAACAGAAAAGAUGGACAAAUGGAAGAGAGAGGGUAUUGGGGGAGUAAAGCAGAGUUUCUUCUGGCUGUGGCAGGCAUUGUGGUUGGAUUAGGGAAUGUGUGGAGGUUUCCCUAUCUCUGCUACAAGAAUGGAGGAGGGGCAUUCUUGAUACCCUACCUGGUGUUUGUGGUUACCUGUGGAGUGCCUUUGUUUGUGCUGGAGACGGCGAUGGGACAGUACACACAGGAAGGUGGCAUCACAUGUUGGCAUCGCCUCUGUCCACUGGCUGGGGGUAUUGGUUAUGCAGGACAGCUGAUAGUUCUGUAUAGCUGCAUGUAUUACAUCAUCAUUCUGGCCUGGGCACUUUUCUAUCUCGUCUUCUCUUUCAGCUCCCAACUUCCAUGGGACAGCUGUGACAACACCUGGAACACAGAUGACUGUGUAAAUCUUGCUGCAAAGAAUCUGACCCUCAACUGGACAACACAGAUUAAUUCAACUUCUUCAGUUACUGAGUUCUGGGAACGCAGAGUAUUGUCAAUCUCUGGAGGCAUUGAGGAGAUUGGUAAGAUCAACUGGGAGAUUCUUCUGUGUCUCAUUGCAAUGUGGAUCAUAUGUUACUUUUGUGUCUGGAAAGGAGUCAAAUCUACAGGCAAGGUGGUGUAUUUCACAGCCACAUUUCCUUACAUGAUGUUACUGGUGUUGUUGAUACGUGGGCUGACUCUGCCUGGAGCCCUGCAGGGGGUUGUGUUUUACCUGUAUCCUGAACCAGCCCGUCUCUCUGACCCACAGGUGUGGAUGGAGGCAGGAGCUCAGAUCCUUUUCUCUUACAGUUUGGGGACAGCCUCUCUUACUGUUCUAGGCAGCUACAAUAAAUACAACAACAACUGCUACAGGGACUCCUUGCUACUUUGCCUACUGAACGGUAGCACCAGUGUGGUGUCUGGCUUUGCGGUGUUCUCAGUCCUGGGCUUCAUGGCCCAUAAGCAGGGUGUACCCAUUGAGGUGGUGGCAGAAUCAGGUCCAGGCUUAGCUUUUAUAGCUUAUCCACAGGCAGUAGCUAUGAUGCCUCUCCCUCAGCUUUGGGCUGCAUGUUUCUUCAUCAUGAUCAUUUUGCUCGGUCUGGAUACACAGUUUGUCGCAAUGGAGGUUAUCAUGACGUCAGUGACAGAUCUGUUUCCCAUGGUGCUGCGCAAAGUUGGACGUCGAGAAAUAUUUCUUCUGCUCUUCUGUCUCAUCUGCUUCUUCUGCCAGCUUGUCAUGGUCACAGAGGGGGGAAUGUAUGUAUUCCAGUUGUUUGACUACUAUGCCUGCAGUGGAGCCUGUCUUCUUUUCCUCACUGUGUUUGAGUCUCUGGCCAUGGGUUGGAUCUUUGGGGCUGAGAGAAUGUUUGACGCCAUUGAAGACAUGACAAGAUCACGGCCCAACUGCAUAUUCAAGUUGUGCUGGAAAUAUCUGACUCCUCUUGUGUCCCUGGCAUCUUUUAUCUGUUCUCUGGUUGAAUACAAGCCCCUGACUUUCAACCGCUCAUAUGUGUAUCCAAGCUGGGCGUAUGCACUCGGCUGGCUGCUGGCCCUGUCCUCCAUUCUGUUGGUGCCUGGAUGGGUACUGGUCCGACUUAUUGAUGGCAAAGGGAGCCUGAAACAGCGUUUGCUUCACCUGUGUAGUCCUGACACAAACCUCCCGCUCACCUGUAAGCAACCAGCUGAAAUACAGGAAAUGAUUUUGACCGCAGAAAUGGAAGACUUGGUCAGCAGCACAGAAGAAAACCAAAUGAAGGAAAACAAAAAUUCAAACACUCGUAUAUCCUGUGGUCCAUCUUUUCAAUAGACCAGUUAAAAGCAGAAAGGAUUAUUCAGUAACAUUUCAAACCAGAGCUCAAAGUUAACUUUUUUCCACAAUGGUGUUUGACUGGCUAUAAAUAUUUCUUACCAGCCAUGAAAUUGUGCAGUAUUGUGUAUCAUUUCAUUAAACACUUUUGUCACAAAGAAAAAAUUAAUUUGCUAUUUUUUUUUCGCCUUCUCACUUGUAUAGCCUAUGUAAAUAAUGUAAUUAAAGAUAAUGUUAGUCUUUAAUACCUUUGGUAGAAAACACAGACAUUUCGGCGUUUAAGUAUUCUAAAUUAGAGGGUCUACGUGUUGUGGCCAACAAAGUUUUGACUGAAAGUGUGUGUGUGUGUGUGUGUCUCCUGUCCUCCUUGUAACCUUCCGUCAGCAAUGAAGUGAAAACAACUGUCGCUGUUUUGUUGUACAUUUUAAUGUGUCACAGUUGUGUUUGAUGCAGCUGCAAAGUUCCUGAGAAAAACGUGUUGUCCUGUCUGACAGAUGAUGAGAUCAUGUCCACUUUGCUACUACUACUCAUGUUUAGAGCCUGACCGAUAGGGGAUUUUUGAGACCGAUACUGAUUUUAGAGGGGGAAAAUUCACCGAUUACCGAUAUGGUAGCCGUUUUUGAGCUGGAAUGAAAACAGAUCUUUUCUAUGUGGAUUGUGCACCAAUUUCGCACCAAUAUCAGAAUCAGAAUGAGCUUCAUUGCCAAGUAUGCUUACGCAUACAAGGAAUUUGUCUUGGUGACAGGAGCUUCCAGUACACAACAAUACAAAACAGCAACAAGACUUUUAAAAAAUAUUUAAAAAUUGAAUAAAAAAAACAAACAAAUAUAUAUAUCUCUACCUACCUUCCUACCUACCUAGAGUUGUGCUCAAAAGUUUGCAUACCCUGGCAGAAAUUGUGACAUUUUGGCAUUGAUUUUGAAAAUAUGACUGAUCUUUUAUUUAAGGAUAGUGAUCAUAUGAAGCCAUUUAUUAUCACAUAGUUGUUUGGCUCCUUUUUAAAUCAUAAUGAUAACAGAAAUCACCCAAAUGGCCCUGAUCAAAAGUUUACAUACCCUUGAAUGUUUGGCCUUGUUACAGACACACAAGGUGACACACACAGGUUUAAAUGGCAAUUAUAGGUUAAUUUCCCACACCUGUGGCCUUUUAAAUUGCAAUUAGUGUCUGUGUAUAAAUAGUCAAUGAGUUUGUUAGCUCUCACGUGGAUGCACUGAGCAGGCUAGAUACUGAGCCAUGGGGAGCAGAAAAGAACUGUCAAAAGACUUGCGUUACAAGGUAAUGGAACUUUAUAAAGAUGGAAAAGAAUAUAAAAAGAUAUCCAAAGCCUUGAAAAUGCCAGUCAGUACUGUUCAAUUACUUAUUAAGAAGUGGAAAAUUCGGAGAUCUCUUGAUACCAAGCCAAGGUCAGGUAGACAAAGAAAGAUUUCAGCCACAACUGCCAGAAGAAUUGUUCGGGAUACAAAGAAAUACCCAAAGGUAACCUAUGAAAUAGGUAAGAAAUACAGGCUGCUCUGGAAAAAGACACAAUACGACGAUACUUGAACAAAAAUGAGCUGCAUGGUCAAGUUGCCAGAAAGAAGCCUUUACUGCACCAAUGCCACAAAAAAUCCCAGUUAAAAUAUGCCUGACAACACCUUGACAUGCCUCACAGCUUCUGGCACACUGUAAUUUGGUGUGAUGAGACCAAAAUAGAGCUUUAUGGUCACAACCAUAAGCGCUAUGUUUGGAGAGGGGUCAGCAAGGCCUAUAGUGAAAAGAAUACCAUCCCCACUGUGAAGCAUGGUGGUGGCUCACUGAUGUUUUGGGGGUGUGUGAGCUCUAAAGGCACGGGGAAUCUUGUGAAAAUUGAUGGCAAGAUGAAUGCAGCAUGUUAUCAGAAAAUACUGGCAGACAAUUUGCAUUCUUCUGCACGAAAGCUGCGCAUGGGAUGCUCCUGGACAUUCCAGCACGACAAUGACCCUAAGCACAAGGCCAAGAUGACCCUCCAGUGGUUACAGCAGAAAUAGGUGAAGGUUCUGGAGUGGCCAUCACAGUCUCCUGACCUUAGUAUCAUCGAGCCACUCUGGGGAGAUCUCAAACUUGCGGUUCAUGCAAGACGACCAAAGACUUUGCACGACCUGCAGGCAUUUUGCCAAGACGAAUGGGCAGCUAUACCACCUGCAAGGAUUUGGGGCCUCAUAGACAACUACUACAAAAGACUGCACGCUGUCAUUGAUGCUAAAGGGGCAAUACACAGUAUUAAGAACUAAGGGUAUGCAGACUUUGCAUUUUUUUUCUUUGUUGCCAUGUUUUGUUUUAUGAUUGUGCCAUUCUGUUAUAACCUACAGUUGAAUAUGAAUCCCAUAAGAAAUAAAAGAAAUGUGUUUUGCCUGCUCACUAAUGUUUUCUUUAAAAAUGGUACAUAUAUUACCAAUUCUCCAAGGGUAUGCAAACUUUUGAGCACAACUGUAUACAUACAUAUAUACACACAUACAGACACACACAUACGUAGUGCAAAUCUAAAUACAAAUCGGUUAUGUACAGCGCAAGGGAAUGUAAUGGCAGAAGAGGUUGGAUGUGUUCGAUAAUAUAAAAAGUCUAAGCUGUAUAUUGCACAUUAAUUACUCUCAAUGGGGCAGUUUUAUCUGUUCAUGAGAAGGAUAGUGUUGGGCCUCAUGUAUUCAGAUAGAAGACAAAGGCAGGCCUAACACAGUCGUAAAACCUAACUCAGGCCCCCACAUAACAAGUCGUAAAUCUUACUGAUAAAAAUCGCGCCAAAAUCAAACAAAGGGAGUCCAAAACAGAUUACAAAUCCCAUGAAGCCUUGCUCACUAAAGGAUCGAACUCUCAGACAGAGAUAGAAUAAUAUAGUGUGUUAUUCUUGUGUUUCAAGGUUUUUGCUUGUACAGUUUAUGGACCGCCAUGUCCGCUCAUUAUUAAUACUCAGGGUAUUAAUUUUCACGAAUUUGAUUUGCUGUAUUGUGGUCCAACCACAGUGGGCUGUUGUGCAUUUCCGCCAUCACGGGUGUGACCGGCAAACUGAGUUUAUCCAUUAAAGAAUCAAAGAACGCGGGACUGUUUACGAGCAGUCCACCGCGUCUCUGAGUGAUAAACUAACAGCUCCUUUAUCUCCCACGAUCGCGAAAUCAGCUUUUGGGCCGUCACUUAAUCCUCUAUCUCUCUCUCUCUCUCGUACUAACCACACACACACGCGACCCCUCACAAACAUUCUGGCACACAUUUUUGGCUCGUAGAUAGCUUCGUGAUAAAGCUCAGCUUUGUCCCUAAGCUAUCGUACAAGCGGAUACACGCGGUAACUGGUAGACGGCAUUGACUGGUUUCUCUCCGCCCACAUUCGCGGCCAUAUUCCGUGGCCGGAAGUCUCGCGUGACAUACUCUCCACGAGAGUCACGUCCGCCAUUUUGUGCACGUCCCUCCUCACACACACACACACACACACACACACACACACACACACACACACACACACACACACACACACACACACACCUUAUGUGUUAUAGGAUUAUUUUAGUUUCCAUAUCUAAUCAUAUCACUGUUUAGUUUGUAGU